CCCGGUGCCGCCGGUGCGGGCCGGGGGUGGAGGAGGCGGAGGGAGGUCUCGGUUCUGGUCCUGCUCACCGUCCCGGUCCCGAUCCCCAUCCCAGCGGGCCAUGGUGGUGCUGCGGGGCGGCGCGGGCCCCGAGGAGCCGUUCCCGAGGAUCGAGGACUGCCUGCCCCUGCUGGAGGAGUCCCCGUCCAAGCGGUUCUCCCCGUCCAAGAGGAAGCAGUAUUACAUCAACAAGGCCAUCCGCAACUCCGACCUCAUCCCGAGGGCCAAGGGCCGCAAGAGCCUCCAGAGGCUGGAGAACACUCGCUACCUGAUGACUCUUCUGGAGCAAGAUGACUGCGGGAGCGACGAGGGAGAGCUCACCCACUCGGCCACCCCCAGCAUCUUCACGGAGGCCUGUAACAACGAGACCUAUGUGGAGAUCUGGAACGAUUUCAUGAACCGGUCAGGAGAAGAGCAGGAGCGGGUCCUGCUCUACCUGGAGGAGGAGGCCAGGAAGAAGCACAGGAGGAAGCUGCCUGUCAAGAACGAAGACAAGUGGAAAGAUCUCCCGGCCUACACACCCCAGGAGUGCUUCCAGCGCAUCAGCCGCCGCCUGCGCGCCACCCUGAAGCGGGGCCGGAUCCCCAUGGGGACGCUGGAGGGGCUGGAGGAGGAGCUGCUGGCCUUCUUCUCUGUCACCCCCCACUCCGUCUACACGGCACUGAUGGACAACAGCUUUGAGCGGCUCCUGCUCCACGCACUCUGCCAGUACAUGGAUCUCGUCUCUGCCAGUUCGGACAUCGAAGGGAAACGUCAGAUGAAAGUGAGCAACAAACACCGCGUGUUCCUGCCCCCCGAGCUGCUGCUCUCAGACUACCUGGGACAGAUGAGCUGAUGCCCCCGACAGCUGCCCAGCCCCUCCUGUGUGUGCUGCAGCCUCUCCCGGCCCUGCAGCCCUCGGACCCUCGGCCCUUCCCCUGCUCCAGCAGCCGGGGCAGAGCCGAAGGCUUUGUGUCUGCGCCCUUGGGUGCGCUGGGACCGGCGGGGGCAGCUCGGCCCUGCCCGACAUCUCUGCGGAGCAGGUGCCUCCCUCCCGCCCCGCUCCCCGCGCAGCCCUCCUGGAACUCUUUGUGCGUCUAUUUAUAACCCAGGUGUUUUUAAAAAUAAUCAGGCAGGGCCAUCCCCACCUCUCCCCCCCCCCCCCGCCCCCUCCUCUGGCGCUGACGCUCGUGGGGUGAUUUCGGCCCAGAUUUUUCUGUGGUGAAACAGCUCCUGGCGGCUGCUGAGCAAUCGCUGAGCCGGCGGAAGAGCCUGGGGGCUGCCGCGUUCCGGCACCCGCAGCCCCGUGCCCGCUGAGCGCCCAGCGGGGCUCGGUCCCCUCGGGCAGGGCCGGCUUGUGGGGAGCUCCGGGUAUUUUUUUUUUUUUUUCUUGCCCCACACCCUGUGUGUGUGCCCUGCCCGCACGACGGGGCUGUUUUUAAGUGUAAUAUAGCUGGUGUUUUUUAUCACGUGUGUGUAUAUUUACGUGUGUGUGAUGUGCGUGUGCGUGUGUGCUGGAGGGGUGCAGCCGCCUUCGGGGCGCUCUCUGCUUGUCCCCAGCCGCCGUGGGGGGCGGAUGGGGUAUUUUGGGGGGUGUCCCCUCUGUGUGUCCCUGUGUCCCUUGGGGGGUUUUGCUGGUUGCUCUGUCCCAUGACGACACCCACUGCCAUUAACCGUGGGGACCCCCAGACCCAGGGGUGCCCCUCGCGCCUCCUUUGCUGGUGUGACUCGGGUACGGGCGCGUUCAGGAUCAAUAAAAGACGGUGCUCCCCUG
This is a messenger RNA of Hirundo rustica (Barn swallow), 1792 nucleotides long. It is a transcript of the gene R3HDM4, whose product is annotated as R3H domain containing 4. The record is from RefSeq and is a predicted model, not a curated record. NCBI's taxonomy places the organism in Eukaryota, Metazoa, Chordata, Aves, Passeriformes, Hirundinidae. The transcript has 8 exons. Bases 101 to 874 code for a protein of 257 amino acids. Gene Ontology annotation, molecular function: nucleic acid binding.